AUGACCAAAACUUUUCACUCUUUCUCAAAGCUGCCAGCUGAGCUCAGACUAUGCAUCUGGGAGUUUGCAGUUCGGCCUGCGGGUCCCGAUCAUCCAGGAGCUCAUUUCUUUUCAGUCCAACGAGACGUCAAAACGGGCAAGCGCUUCACGACAUUCCCCUCCUUUACACAGAAGUCGAAACCACUCUGGAAGGAGAAUAACCCUUCGGCAUACUUCUACGACUUUGGCAUGUGGACAGCCUGCAAGGAAUCGAGAAUGAUCGUCACCAAGCAAAUGACAAGACGUUACAAAGGCCUGCGAUGGGGAACAAACCGCGCUGUUGCUCACAUACGACAUGGCCAGGAAAACAUAACCUUUGGUAUACUUCCGGGGCCAGGUCUCAUUUGCAUGCAGCUUCCGGAUACGGAGGCUCUUUAUCCUUAUGAGGAUGAUCCUCUCUCGUACCUCGAUAUACAGCGCUUGGGCUGGUACGGGGGGUCUGUUGCUAUUGCGUUCGAAUACGACGAAUCCUGGGCGUUUGAUCCUGAAAAAGACCACAUUGGUACCAUGAUGGACGAGCCGGGUCCUCGGGGGGGCGUUUCUUAUACUCCUCGACAGGGUGAUUUCUGA
Molecule: messenger RNA, 609 nt
Organism: Colletotrichum aenigma
Lineage: Eukaryota; Fungi; Ascomycota; Sordariomycetes; Glomerellales; Glomerellaceae
Exons: 1
Coding region: 1-609 (202 amino acids)
Source: RefSeq, a predicted model, not a curated record